Messenger RNA from Porites evermanni, 21042 nucleotides. The record is from the annotation of a GenBank genome assembly. NCBI's taxonomy places the organism in Eukaryota, Metazoa, Cnidaria, Anthozoa, Scleractinia, Poritidae.
UUGAGAUUGGUUGGAGGAAGGUGGCCUGGAGAGGGGAGAGUGGAGAUCUAUUACAGAGGUAGCUGGGGAACUGUUUGUGACGAUGGCUGGGAUAUAGAUAAUGCGCGAGUUGUCUGCCGUCAACUUGGGUAUGCUUCUGCUCUCAGUGCUCCACACAGCGCCCGGUUCGGUCAAGGAAGUGGAAAGAUUUGGCUGGACGAUGUUCAGUGUCAGGGAUAUGAAAGUUCCAUUGCGAUUUGUAGGCACCGUCCAUGGGGUGUUCAUAACUGUGUACACUCUGAGGAUGCAUCAGUGAUCUGCUCGAGUAAGUAUGAUAUUCAUAAAUGGUGAACAACUUAAUUGGCUAUUCACCGAGCAUGGGACGACCGAAGAGAAAACGCGGAAAACCCCAACUUUUAUUUCGAUACAGGGCGAUAAAAUUAGGCCUGUCCCGAUUUUAGCAUUUCUGGGAAACUCUGAGAAAAAAAUAUAAGUUUAGAGCACAUACUAAGAUUAAAAAGUGAAAAAAAAAAUGCAAUUUGUUUACAGUUGGAACAGGCCUAGAAAAAAUCCAGCGCCCUAAGACACCAGAAGCCACGUCGGCCAUAUUAAUUGCCUUCCGUUCAUGACUUUAACUUCAGCAGAAAAUCAUUAGCUGAUCUCUGAUGAGGAUCUGUUCUUGUUUUAACAGCCUAUUCAAUCCCUUUACCCUCUGCAAGUUCAGUCGCACCCACAGCAGGUAAUUGCAAGUUUGUGCAAUAAAACAUGCUUCACAGGUAUGACAAACUGUGUUCAGUGCGACGGUGUGUUUGUCGUCAUUUUCUUCGAAACAAUUUAGAAUCUGAAAAAAAAAAACAAUUAUUGGAUUCGGUUGUUGCAGUAAACGGAGUAAUCAAGGAGUCGAAAAUUGGUAUUAGCCAAGGCUGAUUAUUCCGGAUAUUACAAAAACCGAAUCGGGCAAUAAUGGUUUAGUAAUCUGUUCCAAAAACGCACGAACAAAUUAAAACAAUAACUGUUAAUAAUAGUAAAAACUUUACUGGUAACACAAACACUGAUAAAGCCGGUGGUUUUAGGUUUUGGUGUAUAAAUGUUAAGGGUUGGAAUGGACAAACAAAGUUAAUGAUGCUAAACUCAAAUGCAAUGUUUUAAAAUUUAAUUGCAGCCUCUACACAAUUUCCAGUAUCUUCUGUUUCGCUUCCUGUAUAUGGUGGUAAGAAUAAGCAAAACUGCUUUUAUAAUAACUUACUCGAUAGGCUUCUACUUACUCUUAUUGUAAAGUAGUUUUAAACGUUAACAAGACCGGAGAGAUGAACUCGCGACAAUUAAGAACAACCUCAACUAGUGACAAUUCAAUUCAAUUUUAUUAUUCACACUUUAUACAUUAUAUAUAGUAAGGUAGGAAUACACUAAUAAAGGAGAAGAAGAAGGAAAAAAAGAAAAUUAAUGGCUUGGGUAGAAGUGUACGGUGGUCAGAGGAGCUUAGCUUUCGAGCUAAUCACCGCUAUAUUAUGAUUGGAAAUACAUAAUAAAUAUGCGCUUGGUGCAAUGGCAAGUAUGGACGAUUAUGCCAGCAGUCAGGUUUUGUGAGACAGUCAUAUUACAAUUGUCACCUUUGAGAGUUAACUAGAAUUCGCUUAUAUUCUUUUUUGACCUCAUGGUAGCUAAGUGUUUUUAUCUUAGUAGGAAUCUCUUGCCAAGUUUUGGUUAGGCAAACUUAAAUGGGUGUUUGCCGUAAUUUACCUUACACGUGGUACAUGCAUGAAAGUUAAGAUUUGAGACAUAUCUGGUAUUGUGUGAGUGAAUAUCAGACACCUUUACGAGGUAAUAUGAAACACUUCAUCGAUAUUGGCUUCAUUUUGUGAGAUUUUGUGAGCUAGUCCCGAAGAGGGACCGUUAAGACACGAAGCAUUUUCAUUGUUAAUAUGUAUCGCGCCAUAAAGUGCUUCAAAAAAUGGCUUGACUUGAUUUGGUCGUGUAUGUAUAACUGAAACAUUUGUAGAGAUUACCGGUCUAGUAGCUUCAGUCAUGGACGUCUUUAUGGGACUUUCUGUCAUUUGACCUAUGGUGUAUUAAGAUGACAAGAAGCAAGAAUGUAAUUAUGCAUACAUGUAUACAACUUACAGUACUCAUAGGUAGGCCCUUUUAAAUUCAUUAUCACCUUUUCUCGUGAGUACAAUCUCUUGAAGGGAGUCAAUUUACUUCCAUAAAAUCAGUAAUAAAACGCAACUUUUUAUACGUCAGGUGUGAGAUUGGUUGGAGGAAGUUGGUCCGGAGAGGGCAGAGUGGAGAUCUAUUACAGAGGUAGCUGGGGAACGGUUUGUGACGAUGACUGGGAUAUAAGAGAUGUGCGAGUUGUCUGUCGUCAACUAGGGUAUCCUUCUGCUGUCAGUGCUCCACACAGAGCACGGUUUGGCCAAGGAAAUGGAACGAUUUGGCUGGACAAUGUUCAGUGUCAGGGAUAUGAAAGUUCCAUUGUGAAUUGUAAUCACUCUUCAUGGGGUGUUCAUAACUGUGGUCACAGUGAGGAUGCAUCUGUGGUCUGCUCGAGUAAGUAUGAUAUUUAUUUAUGGUGAACAACUUAAUUGGCUAUUCACCGAAUAUGGAACGACCGAAGUAGUUAAAACUAUGCCUGUCCUGAUUGUGCUCUGAACCCUUUGAGCAAUUUUUUUGUCGGUUCUAGCAACCUUGACAAUUUUUAGCCGUUCUGGGCAAUUUUGAGCAAAAUAUAAGUUUAGAGCACAUAUCAAGCACGAAAAAGUGAACAAAGGCACUUCGGCCUUCAGUUCCUCUACACUUUGACUUCAGUAGAGAAUCAUAAGCUGAUCACUGAUGAGGAUUUGUUCUUGUUUUAACAGACUAUUCAAUCCCUUUACCCUCUGCAAGUUCAGUCUCACCUACAGCAGGUAAUUGCGAGUUUGUGCAAUAAAACAUGCUUCACAGGUACAUUAUUUUAGAAUUGCAGAUCAUUUUGUGAGAGGACACUUUUUGUAAGUGAAACCAUGACGAAGAAAAAAAAUUGGUGUUAAAAUUAUUCUUUGCUGAAAUUUAAGCGAAUAAUAGGAAAACGGAAGCACAGGUAACUUUAACAUGUGCAGUCGGCCUGUCUAACCUAAGAUUAUUAAAUGUCAAACCAAUGACUCUCCUGUUAACGUUUCAUUUGUAACGUGAUAUUGGUCUAUUUUCCCCAUAUGAACGCUGGAUUUCAUUUGCAGGUGCAGGUGAAGAAUGAACCUGUAGGGAUUUAAGACUUCAAGGGUUCGAGUGACCUUUUAGCUUAGUCACACUCCAAAAUAUGCUAAUAACACGCUUGUGCUUAUAUUAAACUAUAUUUAUUGUAUUAAAUACAAAAUGUUAAAUCAGUUCUUCUUUCUCUAAUGUUUUCAGCAACUCCCACCGGUUGGCCUUUAGCAUCGAGUGAGUAAAAUCAUUGUGGAGUCCCACUCGCGCGCGAGCAAGGCAAAUUUGGUUAUCAAUCCAGUCCGAGAAGUUUUGGUAGUCACGUGACAGUACAGUCGUCAGUCCAUCCACCCGUCCGCCUUCACCACAGGGCAACAAUGUGAAAUCUCACACUUUUUCGCUGGUGUGAGAGCCUGCAACCUGAUAUUUUACAUCCGUGUUGUGGUCAAUUGACUGCUGUCAAAACAGUAUGCACUGACCAGUAUCAGAUGACCUUUUCGCGGGCAGAGGUGUGGACCCAUCGAGGUUACGCGUUUUUAUGAAGUUAUCCGCUGACAAGUUACGAGUAUUCAAUUCCAAGUGCAAGAGCUUUGCCUUUAGCUUUGGUUAAAUCUAUAUAUUACAAAUCAUCAGUAACGCAGCCGAAAAGAAAACAAUGUUGAUUAUACGGAGAAAGGAUGCUUAUACACUUGAGUAUUCUUUCUUCUCCUUCAUUAGCUAUAUAAAACAACUUUCUAACAAACAAAAAUUUGAUGAAGAUUAUUUCUUGCUGGAAAUUAAGGAAUAACACCCCCCCUGUCGCCAACGGCGACAUUUAUAUGCCGGCUUAUCUCAACACAUUGCAAUUAACAGUGGGGUUUUCUAAUGCUCAACCACCAAUUAUUCUCCUGUUUACGUUUCUAACAUAAAAGGUGCAUCUUCCCUUCAUAACAAUAACAACGCUGGGUUUAAUUUCACGCGGUUGCAGGCGAAGUAGCAAAUAAAAGCGUCUGGAUUUAAGGGUUAGAGCUCGAGUUACAGGACCUUUAGCUUAGCCAAAUCCCAAAAACCUGCGAAUUAAUCUCUCCAAUGCCCUGUUUUAAAUUAGCAAUUUUUAAUUCAGCUCUACCUUAUCUAUUUUUUUUUUCAGGAAUGCCCACCUUUUGGCCUUCACCAUGGAGUAAGUAAAAUCAUAUUAAUUCAGUCAAGCGGAAAAGAAAAGAAUGCUGAUUAAUGUAACAUUCAGUUUGGUGAAGACAAGAGAGUAUAAUUGGACAGAGAAAGAAUCUUAGGGCAUUUAAGUAAAGUUAUUUUUGGAGGUUGUAAUUAAACGGAAGUAUAAUUCCUGAGACCUCGCACAUUCUUGGCGAAGGUUAUUCUUGCUGGCACUCAACGAAUAACAUCCCAUGGUGACAUUUAAAUGUACUGUCGACCUCUCUAAACACAUUGUAGCUAACAAUUAGAUGUUUUGAUGUCAAACUUAUUACUCUCCUAUUGACGUUUCAAACAUAUCCCAUUAACUUAGCUACACCCAAAACUCUGCGAAUUAAACCUUGUGCUAAUAACACGUUUGUGCUUAUAUUACAAUUAGUUUAUUGUAUUAGCACAAAAUUUUAAUUCAUUUCUACUUUUUCGAAAUUUUUUUAGUAAUCCCCACCACUCGGCGUUCACCAACGAGUAAGUAUCUAAAACUCAUACAAAUUAUUGGUCAAGCAGAAAAAAGAAUAAUGCUCUGACAGAUCUAGAGUGCCUUGUUUAAUAUGUUAGGAAUCUGAAGCAAAUAUGAAAACGAAGACAGCGAAAAUGACGCAAAAAAAGGCUCCCUAGGAUAAGCUAAAAGCACCCAAAGCUUAAGCUAAGAGUGUUACGUGAAUCACUGAAAACUGGAUUCUGACGUCAUAUGACGUUAUAGAACCUUCACUUUGAAUUUUGAUCCCCUCAGUAACCCAGUUAACAACGACUUCAACAUACUGAAAUAUUUAUUUUAGCAUUUUCUUCUUAAAAUAAUACAUUUGAGAAAUAAGUUAUACCUGUAAUUAAGGUGAUAAUUACACGAGACGAUUUACAACGACGAUUUCAUGGAUUCGUGAUAUUUUUUCUUGUUUAUCACUCUUUUACUCGUAGGACCCAGGUUUGCCUUUACUAUUUCAUGCUUCCCCUCUGCCAUGGUGGCUCACAUAUCACGUGACAGUUUGCCCUUGGGAUCGGAUCCCCGUCUACUUCAUCUUAACGAUCCCAGCUGUGGUGUGAAUUAUGUGACCAAGAAGAGUGUUAUAAUGAAGGCUCCUCUGAAAGGCUGCGGAACAGUUCGAAGGUAAAAAUGAACUCUGAAAAUACGGAUCAAUAACGUAAUUAUUGGUAAUUAGUGAGCAACAAGUCCCCUUUUGAUUUCAGCGCUGUUAAAUAUAUUAUAUAUCAAAAAAAUCUUAUUUUGUUAGAUGUAGACAUGACAGUGGACAUGACAGUUUAAUAACCUGCUACACAACUGGCAAAAACACUGUGAAGCUUCCGGAGAUGUUUUGCCCUAAAAUGAAGUUUAUAUUUUCCAAUCGUUUUAGGAACUUUGAUUUUACGUACGGGUCAGCCUAGUUUUGAGAGAAAUACAUUUGUUAUUUUUAACACGGAUUCCUGUUGACAACUAUGGAGCUCUGAAUUUUUAUCUUGCAUGUUUGACCAGGAACAUCGGGUACAGAGUAUUCUUCCAUAACAAGGUGGUGGUACCCUUUGGAUAUGGAAACAAGAGAUCUUUGUCCGUGUUUCCGUUCAAGUGUGUUUACAGUCAUUUUGGCUUUCCUUGAGAAGUGUUUCAAGCUACUCCGUAAUCACAACUAAGGUAAGAAAUGAUGGAUGCACUGUGAUUUUGCCAAUUAUUAAGUGUACUCUUUCAGUGUGCUCGGUUUUCACCUUAACUUGUUGAAGUGCAAUUAAUUCAUAGAGAACAAAGGAAGUCAAUUCCUUAAAGUAAGUUAACAAAUGAUAAUCAAUUUAGUUACCAUAGCUUUAAAUUUCUUUAAGGAUUGUUACCACAAUGGCUUCAGCGAAGCUACAGAGAUUUUAUCACCCUCUUGAAAGGAAAACCGCGCGAAAACGAAAACUCCCAUUCUGCCAUCCUCGAUUUCGGGGGAAGGGGCUCUGUCACUCAGAGCCCAUGUGGUCAGUUAAUUAGAUGACCUUAGUUUCGACGUUUUUAAAACGAACUCUUCUUUGCAGUCAAAGUAUUUUAAACCCCUUUCGUCAUUUAUUAUCAAGAUGAUUUUAGUCAUUUUACUUUGCGAAAGUUACCCAACAUAUGAUAAACACAAUUUUCGACAACUUUCAAAUCUGUUUUCCUUUUUUUUCACAGGUGUUUUCUCGGUAUGAUAACCAUCAGCAGUUACAAAAGUAAUUUAAGAGGCAAAUUUUAGCAAUACUUGUAUCUAUAAGGAGCUGUUUUAGUUUAUGGUUGCAGUAAUUAUAAUUUUGAAAAAUACCAGAAAUAACUAAAGUAAUAAACAUCAUCUUAAUGACGUGACCAUUGCAGUUAGCCCAAUGUUUGACCUUUGACCAGCCUGUUGGUGUACAAGGUUAAGGGGGAAUGCUACACCCAUCUUGCAGAUUUCUCUGGUUUGAGAGACAAAAUGAAAAAUACGUGCUUUCCCACAAUUACUUGUUUAUGUAUUAGACAGUCAAUGAAAUGCAAGCUAGAAAAAUUAAAACCAUAAGAGAUGAAUAUGACUCCCUCCAAGAGCAAGAGCCAACGUUUGAAUUUGAAGUCUAGAUAGAAUUAUAACCAUGAAAGAAGAUUGCAAAACACAAUUGAAUCUCGAGCAAUCACCAAUCCCAAAACCUCUUGUAACGUAAUAUGUUUAAUCCAAGAAUCGUCUGAGAUGGCAAACGGCAGAUAGAGCCAACUUCUCGGUGAUGACCGAAAAAACAUUUACAAAGAAAGUAAAGAAGUCAAGGACCACAACGGCAUGAGAUUCCCCUAGCUCCCUCAAAAAAGCGCCCUCGAUCUCGUCCGACAAUACUCAUCCUCGAGUUAUUUGUUUUCUAAUGCCAGUAUUUCUUAUAAUCGUAUCUGUCUUAAAGAAAUAGUUUGGCUAACUAAUAAAUUUACUUAACCCUGGGACCAAGUAACUUUCUACUUCAAAAAGAGCAUAUUGUUUCACGCUGGAUUACUGAACAUUCUUCUUUAUUGGGAUGAUAGUCUAUUAAAUUUUUCAGCCAUUCAGAACACUUUAAUUUGAAAUUUUCCCGAAGAGCAUAUUAUACUCCCAAACCCCGUGGUACCCUAAACCUUUACGCAUUCGAAUCAGCCCUUCUUUCACUUUAACCGGCCCCUCUCCUUACCCCUCCACGACCUACACAGAAGUUCUAACCUUGCUGCGCUCCAUGGAAUUGUGCAGACUAUAACAUAUGCUGACGUCUCUAAGAAAUGCAAAAACAGCGAAGCGCGAAGCCGUUUUUAAAAGAGUUUCAUGUUAUUGGACCCCCUCGAGGUUGAGAUAAACAUUCGCGAAUUCUGUUGCUGUUUUAGUCAAAGUGCGUUUAAGCGUUCGUCGCCAUUUUGAAAGUCACUGAAACAAGAUUUGACGUCAUACUGCUUGUGGGCUCAACUAUCCGCCUUGAUGAAGCCCCUCUCUCCUUGGUGGAACGAUUUUUCUUGAGAAUAAAUUUACAUAAAGAAAUCCGGGUGACCUCUUCUCAACGCAGUCAACGAAAGGAUCGUGAAAUAAGGACUAAGAAAUGCGCAUACGCCUUUUUAAAGUCUAUUGAUGCUUCUAUAUGCAAUAAAGGCAAUUUUUAAGAUCAAAUACAUCGAAGGGGAUCAACUGAGCUACAUGUACACUCGGCUAGGUUAUAUUCUCUUGAGUAUUGGGCAAUUUCUUGUUAGGGAAGAGUAGUUAUUCUAAGAGUAUAAAUCUUUUUUAAAAAAUUAUCAUUUCAAAAUCUAAGAUGUUCUGUUCAGAUGUCUUAAGAGUCAAUGUCAGUAAGAAUCGGACAUAAUUACAAAAUCACGGACACAGUUCAAAAAUCGUUUUCGCUGAUACUUUAUACAUUGAUAGAGUAAUGUAUCGUAGUUAACAAAAUAGGGCUAUUUUUCUCUAAUUUUUGCGUUUAUAAGGGGAAUUAAAUAAAAUCGGUUGGGUCCGUUUUGAACCAAAAGGGUAACGAACAACCUGCUUUAUGGUGUGGACAUCACUUAGCGUGCAGAUCCACGUCGAGUGAUAAAUUCUGAAUAUUUUUAACCCAAACGAUUCUCAAGGGAAACAUCGUGAAGUGAAAUUCGUGGCAAAGAUGGUGGAUAGCUCGGUUACUCAGCCAAAACAUGGCGUUUUGCAAAGAAUGACGGAAAACAUCUCGACGCUCUGGCGGGGCCCUAUGGCGGGGGAAAAAAAGGGAAGAUGUUUUGCCCGUUUUUUGCCUUUUUUUUUUCCUACCGCAGAGCCGAUCCUGAUCCCAUGUUAAGUUGUCUUGAGCUGAUACAAUGUCGUUAAGGGGUUUGAGGCAGGCUUAUACCAACCAGGACGGGUGAGGACGAGAUUAGGGAGUUUAAGCACAGCGUCGUCCCCAAAGCCUCCUGGGGGCCUGAGCACGAGGACCAGGAUGCUCUGGGAGCACAGGAUUUCAAGUCCUAGAUUAAUUAGGACUUCCGGUCAUUUCCGAUUCAAAAAUAAGUUGGAGGAUUCUCUUUUAAAAGCUUUGAAACACCUAAAUUUACAGUCAUUGACACUGCGGUAAGAGCAAGUGAAUGCUGUUAGAAACGUUGUAGAAAAUCAGAAAUGGCCGGAAGACCUAAAAUCUAGGACGUUAAAUCCUGUUUCCCUAGAGUAACCCUAGAGCCUCCUGGCCCUCGUGCUCAGGCCCCCAGGAGGCUGCUUAGACGAGAAUGGUUUAAGCACAGCUGGAGCAACCUCGUUCCCAGGGUCCUCUAAAUUGCGACUCGAACUAUCAGAGAGUUUAAUCUGCUAAAAUCAACGUCAAAUUCAUCCAGCACAAUGACAUUUGAAGGUUUUCAUAGCAUUAGCAAACCUCCUUUUCGGCUUGUUUCGGCUAUUUCACGAAAUGAGACCGGACUACUUCGUGAUAUCUUGAGAUCACUUCCAGUUUAGUCUUUAGGACUAAAUAGAGGAUAUUACGUGACCGCGAGGACACGAAAUUUCUCUUCGAGUGUUGAAAAACAUUUUACGAGUGAGCGCUCCUUUCGAACUAUUUUAUGAUGAAUUUAAAGUUACAAGAUGCUCCGCAAAGACAUUUUGUCUUUGUUGAGUGUUACGUAGUAAAAUUACUUUCAUGCUUUGCGUGACUUUCUCGAACGUUCUCUAGGGCAUGUUUACAUUUCAGCAAAAGUCAGCAGAUUUGCAUCAGUUACUGAAAUCAUAAAAUAUGUCGAAAAGCUACUACUAUUCGCCUGUUUAGUAUUUUCUAGAACCUUAUGUCAAACGGUCUACAAGUUCCAAGCGACUUCUUUUGACGAACUAAGUUUUUUCCCACGAGCUUGACUGCUGUGUUUAGUCAAGUGUGACCAAGGUCGAUUUUCAAGUUCUGUUUACAAGUUGGCGGUCUGAAGUUCAAGUGAGAGUUUGUUAUUAUUUGUAGAGGCUGUUUAGUUUUACUUAAGUUCAAGUCAAGUUUGUGUUGGCGGAUGCUGUAAAGGCUAUGUUCCUCUGGUAUUAAACUUCCUCGUUGUAAUCCGACAUCCCUCCGUGCUGAUAGUCAGUGAAUAAUUAUCCUCAAAACAAUUGAGUUUUAGCCAAUUCCAUGCUCAACGCAAUUGACUCCUUACCCAUGCCUUACAUAUCUUUAAUCAGUACACGAGACUGCUAUGCUGUUUUUGAAGCCUGAUGUGACUAAGAAAGAGAGAGAAUUAUUUUUUCACUGUUUGUUUUGUUAGACUUGUUAUUCACCGCCAGUAACCUCAUAUUUGACUUAGGUCUAAACGUUUAGACCCAAGUCAAAUUUAGAAGGAUUUGUAUGGAGUCAUCAGAGCAUAACUGGGCUAAUAUCUCAAAGACAAUUUGUCCCGAAAUGCUCGUUUUUGGCAAAUAGGCCUCUUGGACGUUGCUCUUUUCAGAAUAUCCUGACAAAUCCCAUAAUUUCACAAAUUAGCACCUCACUCUUACCAUAUUUCAUUUCUUACUAUUCCUCCGCAUUUACAAUUAAUCAGUUCCACAACCACGACGCCGAAGUGUACGCUCCGUAGCGUCUUGUUUGUUUAUAUAAUGCCGUAUUACACGUCCUUAUUUGCUAUGGAAAUUGAUGCCAAACAAAUAUCCCAAGCAUUAGCUAAGCAUUACUUCAAACCAUAGUUAGUAGAGGAGACUGAUCAGGAAAGCCGCAAACAGCAAAGUUGAAAACAGUAGUUUAUUUUGGAAGCUUCCCGACUAUGGCGCGCGGUUUGUUUCAAAAUCCUCAUUGACAGUCAGUAGUGCGUACAACCGACAGAGUAGUGCGUACAACUGACAGAGUAAUGUACACAACCAACAGAGUAGUGCGUACAACCGACAAAGUAAUGUACAUAACCGACAGAGUAAUGUACAUAACCGACAGAGUAGUGCGUACAAUCGACAGAGUAAAUCUUUGCAACCGACAGAGCAGUACGUACAACCGACAGAGUAGUACGACAGAGUAAUGCACAUAACCGACAGAGUAGAAAUGCCGUUGCCAGCGACCAAGAGUUCAUCUAUUCUAUCGAGGUAUUUCUCCACAGAAAUAAUAUCAAUGUGCCAGCUUUUAAAGAUAGAGUGCAAGUAAUAGUUAAAGGUAAGCAUCAAAAGGCUCCUUUNACGCAAUUGACUCCUUACCCAUGCCUUACAUAUCUUUAAUCAGUACACGAGACUGCUAUGCUGUUUUUGAAGCCUGAUGUGACUAAGAAAGAGAGAGAAUUAUUUUUUCACUGUUUGUUUUGUUAGACUUGUUAUUCACCGCCAGUAACCUCAUAUUUGACUUAGGUCUAAACGUUUAGACCCAAGUCAAAUUUAGAAGGAUUUGUAUGGAGUCAUCAGAGCAUAACUGGGCUAAUAUCUCAAAGACAAUUUGUCCCGAAAUGCUCGUUUUUGGCAAAUAGGCCUCUUGGACGUUGCUCUUUUCAGAAUAUCCUGACAAAUCCCAUAAUUUCACAAAUUAGCACCUCACUCUUACCAUAUUUCAUUUCUUACUAUUCCUCCGCAUUUACAAUUAAUCAGUUCCACAACCACGACGCCGAAGUGUACGCUCCGUAGCGUCUUGUUUGUUUAUAUAAUGCCGUAUUACACGUCCUUAUUUGCUAUGGAAAUUGAUGCCAAACAAAUAUCCCAAGCAUUAGCUAAGCAUUACUUCAAACCAUAGUUAGUAGAGGAGACUGAUCAGGAAAGCCGCAAACAGCAAAGUUGAAAACAGUAGUUUAUUUUGGAAGCUUCCCGACUAUGGCGCGCGGUUUGUUUCAAAAUCCUCAUUGACAGUCAGUAGUGCGUACAACCGACAGAGUAGUGCGUACAACUGACAGAGUAAUGUACACAACCAACAGAGUAGUGCGUACAACCGACAAAGUAAUGUACAUAACCGACAGAGUAAUGUACAUAACCGACAGAGUAGUGCGUACAAUCGACAGAGUAAAUCUUUGCAACCGACAGAGCAGUACGUACAACCGACAGAGUAGUACGACAGAGUAAUGCACAUAACCGACAGAGUAGAAAUGCCGUUGCCAGCGACCAAGAGUUCAUCUAUUCUAUCGAGGUAUUUCUCCACAGAAAUAAUAUCAAUGUGCCAGCUUUUAAAGAUAGAGUGCAAGUAAUAGUUAAAGGUAAGCAUCAAAAGGCUCCUUUUCUUCGCUUUCCACCGGUAUUUCAUUUUUUUCCAGAAAAUCCAUGCUCAUUUACUAGGCACAGUGGAACCUCGAUAUAACGAAAUCUCGCUAUGGCAAACAAAUUUUGCCAGUCACUUGGCACUUCGUUGUAUCGAGGUUCCACUGUAUUAAACUUAAAGCUCCCGUCUUAAUACUCUGCCUUUUAUAAAGUUCAUUGUGCCUCUUCGAUUCAUUUCGCCUCUCUCGAGAAGGGCGUAUCCCCGGCUCAAACUUUCGGUUACUCGGGUGGUCCUCUGUGUGAGAGGCAGCUAUAAAACCAAGCAUACUUAAUACCUAUGCCUUUUUCACCCCCUCUCAAUCACGGCCCUCCUCUGGGAUGGGUAACCUAUGUUGAUCGGUGCAGCCUCGGCUUUAAAUAGGGAGUUUAAGAUACGGAGACUACGGACUACGACUACGGUUAAGCAUGCUACUGCGCAUGAUCAAAACCACGUGACUGUUCAUUUUUCCCGCAUAGUCCUGCGGCUACGGUGAGUUGUUGAGCUGUUUCGUGUAGUCGGGACUACGGAGAACAUUUUGCUCCUAUUUUGCCGUCUCGGUAAUUCUAGAAUCUCGUCUUUUCGUAAAAAAAUUUUCAAUUCACCUGCUUUAAGUGAGAGGGAAGCGAAAUAUGUAAGUUGUGUCCAAUUUCUGCUCAGAUUUACGCUUUUAAUCCACUGUUGUGACUACAUUUCGAUACAUUUUUAUCUAGCUAAGCUCAUAUUUAAAUGAGCUUAGCUUUUUAUACGCAGAAUUCAGAUUGACGGCCUAGGAGAAGAGAAAUCGUGCAGGUAAUUUACUUCUCUUCGCACUUGAAAAGUUUCAAUGUUUGUCCAAACUGAUUAGCGCGUCUUUCUACUUGUGUAACCUUUGUUUAUGCGAGUUUUUGUAUCGCGCCAUUUGCUGAAUGGAAAUGAUGUCAAUCAAAACUAGGCAUUUCAAUACUUCAAACUACAUCAGAUCAGUAGUCGGAGAAGUCCAUCUUCUAAAUCUAACAAAUGAGCUAUUACUAUUUCUGUCUAUUUCUUUAAUAUUUGACAUAAGUAUUCAUGGGCGAAAAAAUAAAACCUGUGUAACCAAAGCUUUGUUUACCAAUUUCACCCGACGUAAUUGCUUCCUUCUAGUAUGGAAGCAUUUGGUCAUUGUUCUAAAGAAAAGAUCACAUGCAAAACUGACUUGCAUUUUUGUGAACAGUGAUGAAAACAAGAAAAUCUUUGCGUGUUGUUUCCCUCUCCGCCUCUUCUCUCGUAGUCUACUGUCUGUAGUGCAAUCUUAACGUUCUAUAUUUGCACGACUCAACCCAGUGCUACAAACAAAGGACAACGCUCGUCCAGCCGUAGUUCGUAGUCCGUAGUCUCCGUAUCUUAAACUCUCUAAUAAGGCAGUCAUUCGAAAAAGCGCGGCAGCGCUCAUAAAGUACUGUUUUCGGAGGAUUAUUUACAGGCGGCGCUGUAUAUAGGACUACUCAGUUUGAAUACCAAACAAUAACUAAUAGUUAUUUCUUUUCCUUUGUUCAAAAUGAUAAGAACAGCAUUAAAAAAUGAUCGAAAAUUUUUAAUUUCUAAUAUAAUUAACAAUUAUUCGCCGAAGGCGAAGUUAAUAAUGUUGAAUAAUCCCCGAAAUUAAGAGUAAUCCCCGAGUAAAAAUUCUGCCUAUUUUAGCUUCACCGACUGUUAUUUGGAAAAUUGGUGCUAGCCUGCGUAGCAGGCGUUGAAAGGGAUAGGGGAUAGGGACGCAGCCGUUAGCCUGCCACGCAGGCUAAUUGGUGCCUAAAACAGGCACGUUGAUUUUCAGUUGUGACUGAUUUAUUUCUUUGAUUCUUUCUUUGUAUUUUACUAAAUUCCGCCACAUUUUGCCAUACCACAAGUCUUAACACUUCAUGCUAUAGCGAAAACUCAUUCCGUUUUACUUUUCAGUAAUUUAUAAUAAUUCCAGUGCCCCUGUAAUUGACGCUCGAGUAUGGUCGUCCGUUUUGAUUUAUUUCGGCUCUAUUUGAAGGCUUUUCGUGCCACACUAGUAACAAGCACUUACGAGCUGAAGGUCUGAUAUCAAUAUUCAGGACACCGAGAUAACUGACCCUUUAACAGUGAAAUAUAUAGCUAUCUAACUUUGAUCUAAUAACCACAUGAAUUUACUCACGUCUCACCACUACGAAUUGCGAAACAUUUGCUCCGGGUCAUAAACACUUAGUUCUUCAUCAAAGCAAGGAAAAAAUUCAGAGAUAGUAACCAAUACUGUGUAAAAGCACUUUGUACGAAAGUGCCUGUAAGACAACAAGGAUACUAAUUCGGUAAUGAUAAAAAAUUUUUAUCAGUUAAAACAAAAGAAUAUUUUUCAUAAAAUAGCUGUGUACCCUUUGAAGUACCGAUUCUGGUACGUUUUCAGAACGUAGUUGACAGGUUUUUCGGGCGACCCUAGCUGGAAAAGCCUUUGCAUGCAGGUUGAGUGUCUGAUAUCACACCGUAGCAAUGUUCACUUAACCAAGACGUUCCUUGAUGAUUAUAUUCGUCAUUUCCGUACAGAAAAAAAAAACAGGUUCCAUCAAUGCUUGCCAAGAACAGCUAAGCGAUAAACCCACUUACACCUUCAGCAGAGUAUUGAAUCACUAGAAGCUCUCCGGUAGACAUAUAUGAUUGCACCUUAAGCCUGGAAGUAUAUCAUUCUGAACGUGCACGGCCGCUUUCAUGAUCAGUCAGCUUAGAAUGAUGAGCCUACAAGUUUUUCUGCUACUGCUUUUAUCCCAGUGGGCUGCCUUAUUCCAAGGUAAAUGCUUCUAUAUUGUGUUGAAAAUUGUUUUUCUUCAGCUGAUCAUAUAUCAAAGUAUGUUGUUUUUGAGACGCGAUCUUGAAAGGUUGGUAAGCAAGCGUGAAAUUCAUUAACGCGUUUGUAUGAGAAUCCUAAUACUUUUUGUGAAAGUCUACUCUGGCUCCAGAGGUCCGUUCUCGGAAUAACGAGGAUGGAAUAAACCGUGCUCACGGUUAACGGACCUUUGGUCACGAAACAAGUAGCCUCACUUCCAUGCGAGAAAUCAGCUCAGAAUCCAGCCAAACCUGGGUGUCGCCGCGAACUAUCAGGAAUUAGGUUAGAAGCAAAAGAAUCUAGCCCCCAUGGUAGUGAAAAUCUGGCUAAAAAAAAAAGGAAAUCGCAGCCUUAAACUAAUGAAAAAGGAUUUUUCAGACAAAAUUUGAGGGCCGAACUUGCGCUAGAAUCGCUUCUUUAAAUAUUUUUGAAAAAAUAAAAAGUUAAAACGUUAUCUGAGUUCACUCAGGUGGUCUAAAACCACAGGAACAAAGAAAAAAGGGCUGAUAGUAGUAAAUCUUAAUUGGGUAACACAAACACUGUUAGAGCCGGUAGUGUGGGUUUCUGUGUGUUUGUGUGUAUACAGUCUGAUAUGCUGCCAUAUUGUACCCUGCACAAUAAACUUAUUUAAAUUAUCUUACUGAAUCUGGCUUCUUGGCAUUUUUAACUUACUAGUUAUUUCAGGAAGUCAGUACCCCUUUUAGUUAAUUGAUUAAUUUAACAGCUUGUAAAUAACUAUAAUUUUCUGCUUUGGGAACAAUAAAUUGUUGUUGUUGUAGUUUUAGGUUGUCGCGCAUAAAUAUUAACGGUUAGAAAGGCAAGCAAAAUUAAUAAUGCUAGACUCAAAUGUGUUGUUUUAAAUUUUCUUGCAGCCUCUACACAAUUUCCAACAUCUUCUGUUUCGCCUCCUGUAUAUGGUAAGAAUAAAGAGCGAGGCUUUCUAACGGUUUACGAAGAGAUGAGCUCGCGACAAAUUAGAGAAACCCCGGCUAGUGACCGGAGAGGGAUUUGAAUCUGGGGACACCGAGAUGAAAUCCAGCCUUACUAGAUGCUAAGCAUAUUUAUGCGUAUUCUCAGCACAUACAUUAGUGUUUGUCCCGUCUAAAAUUUUGCAAAACCUUAAUGUUUUUUAUCUCUCCUGGGUAUUACAGUCACCCCAAGCCGAGAAGUUGAAAACAAUGCUUAUGCAAAAUUUUGGGCGGCGGAGACAUGGGAGAUGUGCAAGCGGCGAAUAACUAUGUUUAAAGCAAAAAUAUCAACUCAUGGCUACUAGUUUGCAAUUUAAAACAAUAAAACUCAUGCAAAGGCCAAUUAAAAGCCUUUAUAUCACGUCGAGCAGUACGUUUAUGGUCCCUGGAAGCCCUGACGAAGUCCAAAUUUAAAAUGACGCAAAUUUUAGGACAUAUUCAGUAAUCUGACUUCGUGAAGUUUCAAACCGGCGUCAUUUCAGUCUAGAAUUUUUUUUAGUUAAGUGAACUCCAGUGAAAGAGUGCCUGGUUAAGGCUUACAUAAGAACUUAAAUAUUUGACAAAACACUAGUUAUUUUGAGGUCCGAUAAACGACAGGAUUUCGCAUAUAGACAACAAAGUGGAUGAAGCAUAGUACACAGGUAAUACCACACAGGUAAACGCUAGUCACACACCUUCUUAUCUGCAAAAACCGGCCUAUGGUUCAGUGCCAUUACAGCCCGCUGAAACUAGAGCUAUUCAAUUUUCCUGAGUCGAGAGUUGCUUUUCAAAGGUACAAUAAGCUAAGCUAAACACCGAAGAAACAAUAUUAAUGGCUGGCACAGAAUAUUUUCGCCAAACCGCAGUUCAACCACGCGAUCACAUACCUGUCAACACCAUGCGGAAAUCACACAAUCACACACUUUCGCGGAACUGAUAAGGCUAUCCAAAACCACGCAUAAUCUUCUCACGUUUAACACAAGCGAAAUAUCAUCGAAUAACUCGGAAAAACUCAGCCCAUUGGUAGAUAAACACCUCUGGACUUCUCUCUUACACUCGUCUUAUUCAAGUUCCCGCAUGUAAAAUCACACGGACCGCAGACCAGCAUAGAUUUCGCUUUCACACCAGAAAAGUCUUGGGCCGGGUCAAAGUUCACCUGCAAUCGCGCUCACACCUAAUUCAUUUGACUCCUAAGAGCCUGCUCCCGAGGCCAAAGAUUUAGUGGCCGCCUUAGAAAAGCAAACAAAUUGUUUUCUUCAGCUGACACAAUCAGUAUAUAGUUUUUUUAAGAGGGGAUCUUGACAGGUUGGCAAGCAAGCGUGAAAUGAAAUCGUCUGUAUGAAAAUAUAAAUCUUAUGAAAAUGUACCCUGGCUCUGGAGGUCCGUUCUCUUGGAAUAACUAGAUAGGGUGAAAUAAACCGUGCGCACGGUUUGGUCGAGCUCCCGAGACGGACCUCUGGUGGUCACACGAGCAAGCAAUCAGUUCAGAAUCUGAAUUGGUUGUCGCCGAUUGGUCACUCCCAUGUCUGCAGCGAACUAUCAGAGAUAAGAUGAAAAUAAUAAUUAAAAAACACCCCGUAGCAGCCAGGGUAGUAAAAGUCUGGAUUUGAAAAAAAAAAAAGAAAAAGGACGUCACAGACUUAACCAGAUAUAAAGACCUGGACGCACACAUUUACUUGACUAAAAUCGGCGACAAAAUUGUUGAGAUAUUGCACUCAAAUGGAGUCACUUCAGGGAACAAAACAAUCCAAACCCCUCCCACCCCAAAUUUGGGGUGUUUGGUGUUUUCUACAGAUACUUCGAACAGCGACACAACCUGGCAUAGAGAGGAUGAGGGAAGGAAACCUUUAUUUUCCUUUUUGAAGUCGGUAAAACGUCAGAAUGCCCCUUUAGCUAGGGUAAAGUGGUCAACUAAUUUUGUCGCCGACUGUAGCCACUCCAUGGCCAGGAGAACGGAUAUCAUGCUUGAAUCUUUAUUGAGUACUUUAAAAGAAGAGGGAGCGUUCACAAGUCAGUGCCCAGCAAAAAUAUUAAUGGCUAACAAUCAUUCACUCGAUCGGGAGCAGGUCUCAAUCAGUCACAUACUCUAUUUGCCAUCUUUUUAAAGAGCAAAAACGUGUCUUCGCAUCGAUUGAAUUCCAAAAAUAAUUGUCCAGUUAUGUUAUUUUACAGACCUUAGGCGUUGAAUCUGUUCCUACUGAUAGCAAAGGAGUGAUUCCAAAAAGAAUUUGGCCAGCUAUUCUAAGGUGCUGAGGUUUAAUAAUAUGCCUGCAAAAAUCACCAAAAAAAAUAUUGUGGUUAGUGCUCCCGAUGAAAUUUGUUUGAUAACUUCUUCAUAGCUCAACAGUAACAUUUUGUGUCACGUGACUCAAGAUCAAGACACUAAGACUAUAGCAGGGAAUAGGCCACUUCCGAGUUCCAAAAACCCUCACUUUCAAAAUGAGGCUCGGUGCACAGCCUUUCUUGUGAAAAGAGUUUUAUUUGCAUGAGAAUGAAAAAUGAUUUCCGUAUCAAAGGCUGAGCACGUAACCUCGUUUUGAAACAGAGGCCCCGAGGAACUCGGAAAUGGCCUGUUAACCUACAACAAUAUAUCCUCGUGACAUUAUUGCACCUUUAAUGCAUUGUUAGUUGGUGUUUUUUGUUCCUCCAGCCCUAUCAACGAGUCCAACCCCUAGUAUAAUUACACCUUUGCCAGGUAUUCACUAGUUAAGUUUACUUAUUUUUCAUUGCACUCACUGCCUAUCUUCUCAUUGGCUAAGAGACUACCGUUAGUUAAUUUUGAAACUUAUCAUCGCAGUCCACAGAUUAGUGAGUUAUCUGGCCUCAUUUGUAUACACUGUGCUCGCAAUGCAUGAUUUCCAAACCAAACGUGCAAUGUCAAAAUGUGCUUCGUGCCACGGUGUGUUUUUCAAAACAGUUAGUUGUUGGAUUCGGUUUGUGUGAUAUUUGGAAUAAUCAAGGUCUCGGUAAAUGGUAUUAUCCGAGGCCGAUUAUUCUCACUACAAAAACUCAUCCAAUAAUUCAGUUUAUUAUGUUGGUCUGGCUGAAACUGCGUGAACAAAUAAAUUAAGAAUAGUUGUUAAGGAAAUAGUCAAACUAAAUUGAGUAACACAAACAGUGUUAGAUACUGUGGGUUUAGGUUGUGGCGAAUAAAUGAUAACUGUUACACAGACAAGCAAAGUUGCUGAUGCCAAACUCAAAUGCAUUGAUUUAAAUUUAAUUGCAGCCCAGUCUACACGCUUUCCAACAUCUUCUGUCUCGCUUCGAGAGUGUUUAGGGUGCGUUUCUUCACUAAAAUCCGACUCCGGAUUUUAACCCGAAAACGGAUGUUUCGUUUCUUUACUAAAAUCCAAAAACGGAUUAUUGAUCCAAAUGAUCCACAACGGAGGGGGAUUCUUUGGAUCAUAUCCAAAACCGGAUACUUUGGAUACACGAUCCGAAGCGUUUCUUUACUACGGAUCCGAAAAGAGUAAACAGUAUUGCCAGCGGUAACUCGAAACAAUUUAAUACAUACAUGAGCUUUUUUACAAGACUGGUUAUCUUUACGGCCAUUUUUGAACGGGAGUGAUGGAUUAAACGAUUGAUUUUAUCCGUUCUAUUGGGCUGGUAAAAUCGCAAUACGAACAGGACCAGCAUUGUUCUGGUGACAAGGAAAAAACUGCUACACAACUUCACCGUCGCGUCUUGCAAGACAUACCUUAUUUCAAGACUCGUCUUCAUUUGGCCCGUCUAAACCUAAAGCUAACCAUCCAGAAACAAUGAAGAAUCAGCAAACUUGCUACCUUGUCAGCAGCCGUAGUAUUCUUUCUCCGGGACACCGUCGAUAUUGAUAUUGUGGGUCGUUUCUAUGGAAAUGAAUAAAAAAUAAUCCCUUUCUGGAUACAUCGUUUCUUUUCUCUACGAAAACUCCUAAUGAUCCGGAUUUUUGAUCUGAUCAGUGCAUUUUAGUAAAGAAACGCACCCUUAAUUUCGCGAGUUUGGCAAAACAUUUAAGACGGAAUCCCAUGAUCAGGAAGGACAAAUUUGACAUUGAUUUAAUUUUCUCGAGCUCCCAUGAGAAGUAGCCCUUGGUGUUAUUACAGAUAACUAGUUAUAUCUAUAGCCUUUGAAAAAUGUAAACAAAAGAAUGCGAUAUUGUGUAAAUUAUUCUGGUACAAGGUUUUUUCCCACUGAAAAUAAAAAUUACUCAAUUUCCUAAUAGAUUUGGUCUUAAUGUAUUUCACGGUUUUUUUCCAUGGCGCGAUUUCAAUAGGAAAUAUGAAGAAAGGGAUUAAAUUUCGAGAUUCAAGCGUUCUCAACUUUAUUUUAUUUUUCAAAAAGUCCGAACUUUUUAAAAUUUCUACAGUAACUGGAGCAAGUUAAUCGCAUAUUUUAAGACUCUCCAUAUCUAGAUUGUUACUCCAUUUGUGAAAUCCUUGCUUGAAUUAACUCUAUUUCACAACAAAGAUACAAAAUAGUUACAAAAUUGAACUUACAAGUAAUAUGAACCAGUUAACAAUCUGAGAGCCUGGAGCAGGCUAGUGCAUAAAUUGCGGUAGUGGCAAAUCUCUUUUAAAUUUAUUAUUAGCUUUUCUCCACGAGGAAAUAAUGGGACAGGAGGGUAAACGCCCGGUCUAGCCCUUAGGAUAUGGGUUAUUUCACCAAAGUUAUAUAGACCAGAUAAACGCUUGAAAUUAAUCGGAAGUUGGUUUCUAGAGAGGUCCGCAAACUUUAAUUAAAUCAGUGUUGUCAAGAGAGAAUUCAACAGUCGCCAUUACAAUAUUGUGUAUUGUUUGCUUUGAGGCAGUCUCGUGUGGCUUGAUGAUGUUACAAACAAUCGAUUAAAAUGUGCGAACGUCUCAGGAAUUAAACUUCUGUUUAAUUGCAGUUACCUCUAAAAAUAACUUGAGUGAAAUUCAAAUAUCCCGGCCAACGCCCCAUGAUUCCCCCUUCUCUCUUGCUUCUGUUGUGAAUAGAAUCUCUUAAAGGGUGGCAAUUUCCUUCCCUAAACUCAGUAAUAUAACUAAAAUGUAACUCUUUUUUACGUCAGCUUUGAGAUUGGUUGGAGGAAGGUGGCCUGGAGAGGGUAGAGUGGAGAUCUAUUACCGAGGUAGCUGGGGAACUGUUUGUGACGAUUUGUGGGAUAUAAAUGAUGCGCGAGUUGUGUGUCGUCAACUUGGGUAUCCUUCUGCUGUCAGUGCUCCACACAGCGCCCGGUUCGGUCAAGGAAGUGGAAAGAUUUGGCUGGACGAUGUUCAGUGUCAGGGAAAUGAAAGUUCCAUUGGGAUUUGUAGGCACCUUCCAUGGGGUGUUCAUAACUGUUUUCACCGUGAGGAUGCAUCAGUGAUCUGUGCGAGUAAGUAUGAUAUUUAUAAAUGGUGA